This is a messenger RNA of Symsagittifera roscoffensis, 2830 nucleotides long. RefSeq names its product 3-ketodihydrosphingosine reductase-like. The record is from RefSeq and is a predicted model, not a curated record. Gene Ontology annotation, biological process: sphingolipid biosynthetic process. The transcript is spliced from 5 exons. Gene Ontology annotation, molecular function: 3-dehydrosphinganine reductase activity. Gene Ontology annotation, cellular component: endoplasmic reticulum membrane. Lineage: Eukaryota; Metazoa; Xenacoelomorpha; Acoela; Convolutidae. The coding region runs from base 1542 to 2570 and encodes 342 amino acids.
UUUCAUACGACCGGAGAUAAGAUAUUAACCGUUGAAUAUGAAUUUGAACUGUUGAAACGGCCAAAAUUCAAUUUUUCUACGUAAUUGUGCCUGAAAUAAUGUAAUUAUUACGUAAUUUUUCAUUAUAUUUCACAUUUAAUGAACUCUUUUGCCAGAAUGUUAUGUAAUCUGACCAAACAAAUUUCAGCUCCUCCCGAGUUUCGAACCCCGGGCCUAUUGAUUUCAGAUCACAUAUAUUACUUUUCGGCUAUAGUCCGUUGAACUAUUUCAUAUUUCGCGUUAUUUUAUUUGGUACACAUAGGACCGUUUUUUCAUUUUGGUACAAACUCGACUGAUUUCUUAUCUUAGUACAAAUGACCGUCGGUGCAAAUGGGACUUCACCAGAAAAAUUAAAGAGUCGAGAAAGUCGGGCGGUUCGAUGUUUAAGGACCAAUAUAGAGCGAGGAGCUAAAUUGGCUUCUAUCUUUCAAAAUUUGUUAUCAAAGCCAUUAGAAGUUUGCUCCGUGCUGGCUUUUAGCCACACUCACAAGGGACACAACAAACUUUAAAACUUUAUCAAAGUAUUUUCGUAAUUUUUUGUUACUCCUGUGCAAAAAUAAAUGUGGCCGGAACUUAAUGACCUUCUUGCACAGCAAAUUUUUUUUAUAUAUAUAACAGCUUUGAAAUCGAAAACAGUGUAACUUAAAUUAUAAAUUUGUAUCAGUUUUUUGUUGCUGCUGUUGUAGCCCCUUGGAUUCAUGACGACUCUGGGUUUGUUUUAUUUGUUUGGUUUGGUGGUCUCGUCUCGUCCGUUACCCAAAGUUAUUGGCUCGAGCGUAAUUUCUACGUUUUUUUCGGACAUGUUUCUUUGUUUAUUUCAUGUCAAAACGUCCGGUAGUUUAUGACAGAAUUCACAGUACCACACUAUAUCACCUACUUUCUUGUAUUUGUCGUUAUUCAUGCUUUGGUUCUUAGCAUGAGACCAAUUUUGUUUUUAUUUUCGAUUCCUUUACUGUUCCAAACAAAUUUUUACUGCGUUUUGGAUAUUUUUCAGAAUGUUUUUUUUAGUGUUUUAUGAAAUGAUUUGUCUUCAGUUACUUCGUUAAACAAUUGCAUCCAAAUGUUUGUCAGUUACUGCCAAGGAUGCACCCAUUGCUAUUCGAUCCUUCUACAACGUUUGCCGUUUUUUGAAAUUAAUGGCACGGCUAUCUUAAGCAUCAUUUUGAGAGUGUUAAGCAACUCUUUAAUGUCCAGCGAAACAGAUUGUUUAAUUUCAUCUUUUAUUGUUCAAGUUUUUCCCGGGCGUCUCGCAGAUGUCUCUUCCAGUUUUACUAGUUAUGAUGUUUCUACAAAAUUUUGCAAAAUUCUACAAAUGCGAUGGUCAAAAGUGAUUCACCUUGCGGUAACUACUGCCAUGUAUUGAUAACUAUAUUUUAAAGCGAGGUCAGCUCUCCUGCUUCUAAAUACUAUGGUAAUAAGUUAUGCGCAUCAUGUAGCCCUUGAUUACAAGCAGUGCUUAGCUUUGCCAAUUCAGGGCAAUCCUGUUCAAGCAGCUGUUCAAGAUGGGUGAAUAUCCGGAGCGGAGCUUUGCGGGUGGAUCUAGCGGCAUUGGAUUGUCCAUAGCAGAUUGUCUGUUGAGAAAAUACGGAGAAGAUGUAACAGUGACUCUGGUGGCAAGGAACAAGAGCAAGUUAGACCAGGCGAGAGAAACUCUCCUCACUAAAUCGGGUCGUCCGGCAAAUUGCGUGCAAGUGUUUUCGUGUGAUGUGUCAAAUUAUGAAGAACUAGACCGAACUGUGACUGCAGCUUGCAAGCAGUGUCAGAAGCCAGUCACUGGCCUGAUUUGUUCUGCUGGCAUCAGCUCCCAUCGUCUUUUGCAGGACACUUCCACCGACCUGUUCAAAGAUAUGAUGGACAUUAAUGUCCAGGGCUCGUUCAAUGCCGUCAAGGUUCUUUUUACACAAGCUGUGCUACCUUUUAUGAGCGGAGUUUGCAAUAAUGACAGUGAAAAGGGAGAAGCUGCAGGCGGCGAUAGUAUGGAGAGUGCAACUGCGGUGUCCCAGUCCCUUCGAGAGAGCAGUGGUGCUAAAUACAAGCCAGGCUUCAUCUGUCUGCUCUCCUCCCAAGCCGGCAGUAUUGGACUGAUCGGCUACACAGCCUAUUCGGCUAGCAAGUUCGCUCUUCGUGGAUUGGCCGAGGCGCUCCAGAUGGAGUUGAGGCCGCACAAUGUGUUCGUGACGCUGACUCACCCGCCGGACACUGAGACGCCUUCGUUGAAGAAGGAAAACGAAGAGAGAUCAGAGCUACUUAAAAAAAUAGCUGGAACUGCGUGUAUGUGGAGUAGUGACAUGGUAGCUCACAAGAUCCUCUUCGACAUCUCAAACAACGUCUUCCUGUCGCACUUUGGGGUGAUCGGGUGGCUGCUCUCUCUCGCCACCGCCUCCUGCGCCCCCAUCCACUCCAUAUCUCAAUUCAUCACUGAAGUACUGCUGGCUGGAGUGGCCAGGUUCAUAGUCCUCUUCUUCCACUACGACUUCGACGUCAAAAUCAAAAGGGAAAUGAGACCAGAGAAAAGUAAAAAGGAAUUGUGACCAUCAAUUGUGGCUAUAUGAAACAAUCCAAGAGCCCCAUCAAUGGAUUAGCUGUUACGAGAGCUAGCAAAUGUCUUGCUCUUUGCAUAAACUGAACUGAAAUUGUACAUUUGAGUCGUCGAUUGAGUAAAACUUUGAAAACACUUGUUUGGACAGGGAAUAAUGUGUAAUUAUUUGCGGAGAGGUUUGUGAUAAAUCAGUCUUUGUAAGAUAAAAUGAAGUGAUUCUAAAUAGGGUUUAAAAUUUAAUGUUAUAGUCAA